Fusarium proliferatum ET1 is the source of this 153-nucleotide messenger RNA. RefSeq lists its product as uncharacterized. The coding region runs from base 1 to 153 and encodes 50 amino acids. The record is from RefSeq and is a predicted model, not a curated record. Lineage: Eukaryota; Fungi; Ascomycota; Sordariomycetes; Hypocreales; Nectriaceae. The transcript has a single exon.
AUGGGCAAUAUCCCUGGCGGUGCUGAGGGUCGUCUUACGCAGAUCAUCAAGGCCGCUGUUGAGCGUGGCAUUGUCGUUGUCAAUAUCAGCCAAUGUGUUAAUGGCUUUGUAUUUCCUAUUUGUAAUGAGAUAGUGAAUGAUUAUUGUCCCUAA